Molecule: messenger RNA, 7602 nt
Organism: Paramuricea clavata
Lineage: Eukaryota; Metazoa; Cnidaria; Anthozoa; Malacalcyonacea; Plexauridae
Source: the annotation of a GenBank genome assembly
AUGUCACCAGUAAAAAGCCUAAAUCCUUUUGCAGUUUGUAACUUUCAGGACGAAUCAUGUAUAGAAUCUUUUGUCACAGUUGAGGAAGCCAGUAUAACAUCAGAGGCUCUUAGCCUUGAUAACACCCUAUCGAAUUCCUAUCCCAAUGUCAUAUCCAUUUUGGAUGAUCAACAAGCCGGCUUAUCCUCACCUAAUGGAAAUUCCACCACAGUCGAUGAAAUCGGUACAGGCAUUGACCAAAAUUACAGUCCGUCGACUAUGCCCCCAUCGUUUGAUGAUCAAUUGAAGGAAUAUCGUACUAAGCACUCUCACACCGACAGAAUGAUAGAUGUCCUUGAUAAUUCUGGAAUAACACACCAAAAAACUACAAGGAAAUCAACCCGAAACCGCAAAAACGCCAGAUCUAGUCAAGUCAAAUCGAAGCGAUGCAAUUAUAUACCACAACCCAUAUCACGUAUAGAUACCUCUGUAUUUAACCGAAAAUUUUUUCGGAAGAAUUGCUCUUCAAAUCGGCCACCGGACUGGGGAAACUACCUGAUCCUUGUAAACAAAUUAACGCAGAAAACAGAAUUAGAACAAUCGACAAGAAUUUAAGAUCGAACAUUGUUACUAUUAAUGCCAAGGCCACUUUUAAUAUACCUAUUAAAAUAAUCCCCAAUCGUCGUAUACACAAACCUCAUACCAGAAUCCCAAUGGGUAUUCGUACCCGAAAUGUUCAUAACCUAAUUCCCGUUAAAAUAAUCAAAAAUGAUUGCCCGUUGUUAAAACAUUUUGUUCCGUCAAUUCUGUUAUCCAAUACGAUGUCGCUUGCUCCAAAAAUCGACGAAAUCGCUUAUACCAUCAAAACCGUUGAUGCCAAUAUUGCCCUAUUCACUGAAACUUGGUUGCGUGAUACCGUUCCUGAUAUUUCUAUUAAUAUCAAACAUUAUCAACUUUAUAGAAGAGACCGUGCCAACCGGCUUCAUGGAGGCGUAUGUAUGUACGUAAAAGAUUAAAUACAUUGUAACAUCUUAGCAGACCUAAAUCACAGUGAUCAUGAAGUUCUUUGGGCUAAUCUUCGACCAAAACGCUUACCACGUGGUAUCUCAAAUAUCAUAGUAGCUGUAGUAUAUCAACCUCCAGCCGCGGACGACGCCACUAUGAAGGACUACCUUAUAUCGUCCUUGGAGAUCUUAGAGAUAAAAUACCCUAAUUGCGCAAUCGUACUAGCUGGAGACUUCAACAAAACGCUCCUUCCCUUGCUCCAGUCUGCUGUGAAAGUCUUUCAACUUAAACCGGUCGUUGACUUCCCUACUAGAGGAGAUAGAACUCUUGACCAAAUUUUUACCAACCUUACAGAGUAUUUCUCACCCCCGUAUAGCUUACCCGCAUUUGGUCUUUCGGACCAUCAAACUAUAUUUAUCUCGGCUAGAAUUCGUGAUAAAACCUCUAAGCCCAAACGCAAAUUAAUUGCGACGAGAGAUAAACGACCCAGUAAAAUAGCAAGUGUUGGUCGAUUUCUUCAACAAGUACCUUGGUCUGACUUGUUCUCCCCAGCUCAGUCAAGUGAAGAUAAACUUAACAUCCUUACAGAUAUAAUAAAUUUUAAUUUGGCCUAAAUACCAUCAUGCCCGUGUCAACCAUCAAGAUACAUGAAUCAGAUCAGCCCUGGAUGAACACUAAUCUAAAACAGCUCAUCUCUCGUCGCCAAAAAGCUUUUACAUCUGGUAACAAUCCUCUCUACAAAAUUCUAAGAAACAAAGUCAAUCAAGCAUGCAAACGCUGCAGAAAAUCCUACUACGUUACCAAAGUUAAAGGUUUACGAGAUUCCAAGCCCCGUGACUGGUGGAGAGAAGUUAAACAGAUUUGCGGCGCCAGUAAAAUUCCAAAACGGGACCUAAUCUCAUUACUCCAUCCAAACCUUGUCUGUGAUAAGGAAUCUCUGGCUGAAAACAUCAAUUCGGCGUUUGCCAACAUAAUGAAUGAUUAUUUACCUCUGUCAGAUUGUAUACGUGUAGAAAUGGCUGAUGAUCGACCAAUAUCUGUCACUGAACACUCUGUCGCAAGAAAGCUUUUAGAGCUAAAUGCUUCUCGUGCCAGUGGUCCCGACAACCUCCCUAACUGGGUACUUAAAAAUUUUGCGUAUAUUCUAGCGGCCCCAAUUGCUGAUAUCCUAAAUACUUCGUUCUUGGAAUGUAAAGUUCCUGACGCAUGGAAACUUGCCAAUGUCUGUCCUCUGCCUAAGGCAUCUUCUAUCUGCAACAUCAAUAAGGAUUUAAGACCAAUCUCUCUAACACCCACCCUCUCAAAAGUUGCUGAGAGCUUCAUCAUAGACAUUGCGUUGAAACCUGUUCUACUACCUAUUAUCGACCCAGGCCAAUUUGGUUUUAUCCCAGGAUCGUCAACUACUCUAGCACUAAUCUCUAUGUUCCAUCAAUGGUUACGAGCUACUGACAGCACUGCAUCCACCGUAAGAACCAUACUUUUAGAUUUCCGCAAAGCUUUUGACCUCGUGGACCAUAAUAUUUUAGUCGCCAAACUGUUUAGUAUAGGCGUAAAACCCACGGCCGUCAAUUGGAUAAUUGAUUUCCUAAGACAUAGAAAGUAGAGGGUUAAACUAAACAACAUCGUUUCCGAUUGGCUUGACGUCCCAGCAGGAGUGCCUCAAGGAACUCGUCUUGGUCCCUGGUUGUUUUUAGUACUAAUCAAUGAUCUUAAGCUAUCUCAUAAAUCCUUACCUAUGUGGAAAAUCGCCGAUGAUUGCACAAUCUCUGAAGUGAUACCACCCUCCAAGCAAAGCUCUCUUCAGCAAGCUGUUGACUAUAUCGAUGCAUGGUCUCAAGAAAAUCGAUUACAAUUGAAACCAACUAAGUGUAAAGAAGUACGAUCAUGUUUCAAGAGAAACCCUCCAUCAUUCCCUUUAGUCGAACUCAAUGAUUUCCAGUUAGAAAGAGUUAGCGUGGCCAAAAUUCUUGGCGUAACAAUCCGGGACGAUUUUAAGUGGAACGACCAUAUCGGUAUUGUCACCGUAAAAGCCGCAAAACGACUGUAUCUUUUGAGACAAUUAAAAAGAGCCGGGAUCUGUCCAAAAGAUCUUAUCACUUUUUACUGUAGUGCCAUCAGAUCACUUCUGGAAUAUUCGUGCCAGUUAUUUCAUCGGAGUCUCCCUAAAUAUCUGUCAAAUGAACUUGAGAGUAUCCAAUGGCGCGCUAUGCGUAUCAUCCACCCGGACUUGAAAUAUGCUGACGCGCUAAAAGACGCCGGCAUUUGCACUCUCUUCGACAGACGAGCCCAACUAUCAACUCAUCUUUUUGAAGAUAUUGUUAAUAAUCCGAAUCAUAAGCUCAGUGGCCUACUUCCACCGCAAGCACAUCAUCAUAACGAUUUAAGGAGCGAACGAAGGUUUAAUGUACCUGUUAGUCAUAGCUUAAAUAUAUAAAUUUUAACAACAAUUAAUCUACGUGAUAAAUUGACUAACUCAGUUACUUUUAUUUUUAAUUAUUCAAAAUUGUUGUAAUAAUGUAUAAAACUCAAUUGUUGUAAAUAUUCACAUAAUUCAGUCUAUGACUGCAAAGUGUUUUAUUUGAAUAAACGAAUCUAACGAAUCUAACCCAAACAGUUGUGCCGUGUUUUACAUCAACCAAAACUUUGCAAGAACUGCGAAUAUAACUAAACUUUACUUUCGUUUGUUCUUCUUUUGACAUGCUGGCAUUUAGUGCUUUUGUUAGUUGGUCAAUAGAAGAAUAAUGUGUGUCUUUAAGCGCGACAGUUUGAUAAGGGCUACUGCCAUUUUUAUACAGAAACGUUUGUUGUACUCUUUUUCGUAUCGUACUCCACGUGUACGGAAAAUGCAGUCCGAUCAAUGCAACUUUCCACCGUCCUGGCAAAACGAUUGCUUCGGCUAAUUUCACUCUGAAAUUUUCCACGGUAUUAUUUGGGAAAUAUUUUAUGGAACUAUUACUCGGCAACGUCAAAUAAAACUGUGUUGCCAUGUUGAAGAUCAGAACAUAAAUGAACACAAGUUAUACGAUUCAAAUCAAUUUAUUUACUAGAAAAUACAUGCAUGCAGAAACCCUCGCCUUGCUGACAAAACCAUUGUAUUUUCCAAACAUGAAGUAUCCAAAGUUGUUGUCAUGGUAAUAACACGAUAUUUUUUUAAGAAUAUUCUUACAAAUGAAAAAUUGCCUAAAAAUAUCAAUUUUAAUUACAAAAUUAUCAAUUUCCCAACAUAUAUUUGUUAGGUAUGUUAUUAUACGUAAUAUAAGCUUCAAUUUAAGGUAAAAUUCAACCACAAAAGCUUCGCAAAACGUUUUAAAACGUUCUUUAUAAAACUAAAUUGCCUGGCUUUAAUUAAAUGGCUUUAUCGAUAAACUUUGAGUUUGCAACAAAAUGAUUUCAAAUUCUCGCAUGCAAAUAACUUUGCUUUCUUUUUAGUAAAAAAAUUCAAUAUAAUAAAAAAGGAAUCAAUAUUAAUAAUACACUGAAUUGACUGAAAUUAUAUGCUGUCUUGUUUAGUUAUUUCAUAUACGCAAAGGGCCAAAUUUAAAGGCCGUCGGGUUUUAAAGCAAUUAUAAAAUCAAUAUUUAACACAAACUUACCUUCGUUAACGUCGGCUCCCUUCUUUUAGCCGAUUCUUUCGCCGUUUCUAUCUUGAAAUUUACAAAAUCUUGCAAAAAUGCGAGUAAAAUUGAAGUAUAUUUGCAAGAAAUUUAUCAAUCAUCAAAUCUGUGAUCAAAUCAAGAAAUGUUUGCUAUUUCGCUGUCGUCAUACAGUCGUUAUGAUGCAAACUUUAAAUUGGACCAAUCAGUGUCCGCUAUUCAUGACAGUCCGCCAUAUUUUUGAGAUCAGUGAGGAUGACCACCCACUCAACACCGUUGGUCACCCACGCCCGCGAUACUUGAUGAACUUUAGACUCCGCUAAUGCUUUCGUUUCCCCAGGUGUAAAUAGCCAGGGGGAAUUAGUACCCUCGCACGGCGCUUUGCGCCGUCGGCUCGGGGAUUAAUAGGGAGCUUUAGAUUUGACUACGAGUACGACUACGAGUACGAGAUUUGAUCGCGUGCGAGGAAAUUACCGUAGUCGUUUUCGUUUUCAUUCAAAUGUUGCUUUUAUAACAGUAAACCAAGAACGAGAGAAAAAGUUUAAUAAACUAAAUCUCCUGCAGACUAAAAUCCCCUACAAAACGUGUAAAUAAGUCAUAACAUUAAAAACAGGCCAGAUAUUUAGUACUAAUAUAUUAUUUGCGCCGGAUAAACGUUAUAUAAAUGCUACAGAUUAUUUUUGGAAAACAAAAAAAAGCCAACUUUCUUUGUUUUUUUGAAAAGUCGUCGUGAGGACUACGAGAUUUCUCCACAAUUUCGUACUCAGAUGGGCGACGGCUACAAUUUUUUCGCGUCAGUACGGGAUGGCGUAAGCAUACAGCAUGCGUUUAGCUUGACGAAUCUCGUACUCGUAGUCAAAUCUAAAGCUCCUUAAUGUCUUUUACAUUCUCUGCCGGCACCCAGGAAUUAAAUUUUUCAGGGUAACCAAGCCAUUUUACAAAAUAUUCUUUACGUUUAUUACGCAUGCGUGAUCUAAUUACUUUUUCUACUCGAUAAAAGUCAUUUUGAGUUUUAGUCACUUUCUGAAGUUCCUCUUCAUAAAAGACUGCUUCCACUUCAUCCGAAUCAUGGUCAGCAAUUCUGUACACGGGAGGACGUCGUGGUACUCGCUUCGUUAUAGUGAACACUUCUUCGGUCCAAUUGGGUAGGUAGCCUUUCUUGAACGUACGUCGUGCUUUACUUAUCCGAACUUGAUCGCCAAUGUUAAAUUUAUAGUAGAUGGACUUGUGAGGUUCUUCCCCGUACAGUUUCUGCCACACAAAACCUUCGUUAUCUUUAUUCACGUCAGCUGGUUUCAUUCCUAUGCUACGGUGUCUGGAAUGGUUGUAUGAUUUGACCAACUUCUGAAUUAUGUCAAUGUACUUUACUGUGUUUUUAGCCGUAAAAUAUUUCCACAUCUUUCCUUUCAGUGUACGAUUAAACCUUUCCACAAUUGAGGCCUUGGUUUCGUUAUGGGUCGUGAAGAAUCGAAUAUUAUUUUCCUUUAAAAACUUUUGGAACAUUCUAUUCGUAAACUCUGUGCCUUUGUCUGUGUGUAGUUUCUCAGGUUUUCUACCAUUUUUAAUUAUUUUUCCAAACGCCUGAACGAGGCUCUCGCCCGUUUUCGUCUUAAUUGGUUCAACCCAUGCGUAUUUGCUGAGAACAUCGAUAACGGUCAAAAGGUAGUUGUAACCAUUAUUUUGUUUACUUAGCGAGUCCAUAAUAACGAGAUCAGCUUCCCACUGUUCAUCAAAGCCACCCACUAGAACCCUAUUGCGUUUAAAAUGGAACCGUACGGGUUUGUGUAAUGUGUAUGUUUCUUGCUUUUUUAACCAUGACCGUAUUCUAUUCCGCGAUAUUUGAUGUUUUCCUUCCUCUUUUACAACACGGUAAAUUGAAUCUACGCCUCCAAAACUUGCAGGAUGUUCUGGAUUGUAAUACAGUUGGCUUAGAUAUUUUUCUGGCAUCAAUGUCAGAGGCUUGAAUAUAUCACAAUACUCGCUCCACAACAAGCGCAAAUACAGCGGAUCCUCCGAAAUAUAUUACGGAGAGCUAUUUGUGGAAAACUCUCACAACAACAAGUUAUGCCUACGCCUCAACGGUCAGUAUCAAAUGAACAUCGCAUGGUAAUUUGGACGAUACUUAAAUGACAUAAAGGACCGCUAGUGUAAAUGACAUCAUUACAAAAACGCUUCGAAAAGAUUUUUUACUGCGUUUAAAUUUUUCCAAGUUAAAUGUUUUGAUAACUUCAACUGAUAGUCUUACUGCCUGACGAAUAGUUUCCUCAUUCAGGGAAUCACUAGCUCGGUAUACUAGUGCUGAAUAAGCAAUAAAUCGUCCAAAAUUUGUUACGUUUAUUUCUUUAUAAAACCGACUAAGGUUUACUGUUAAAGAUUGGACUCUUGCUGCUUCGUAUAGUUCAUGAUUCUUAUUAAGGAUAACAUUAAUAUGAUAGGAUAAAGUCUCCUUGUCAAUAUCUACGUUAUUUUGCUUCAACUCGUCGCAAAUGAUAUCCAUACUGAACACCGCCGCAAGUACUAGCAAAUGACUACACAAAGUGAAUAACAUCGAAUUUAUCAAUGAUAUUUAUUGAAAAAAAUUAGCAUUACAUCAUAAAAACAUGUAAAAGCAAGUUAGAAAAUUCGGGUAAAAAACUUAAAUAAUAUUACAACUUCAUAUUUUCAAAAGUGUUUGUUAAAUUGUCUUUGGAUUUGUUUUCCAAAUGUUCUUUAAAAGCUUUCAUUCUGUCCCCACAACGACUCGUAAAUCUCUCUCCUGUCCGUUUAAUGGUAUAAUUAUACGAGGGUGGCAUGCUAAAGUUCACUUCGAAACAUGGACAGUUGGAAUGUCUUCUUCACUGGGAGUCCAUUCAAAAUAACUGCAUGAGUUAUCCUUUCCAUUUGGACAGCAGAAAAACGUACGAUCUUUAUUAAGUCCUUCUUUUUUCACUUUCCGUAUACAGCACGGAAAACCAUGACGGCAGUUUGGUCUAACUGUCUCGUCGGCAACAUCGCCCCAUUGCCAGAAAGAACACGGAUUUUCACG